AUGCCGUCGGCUUCCCCCUCUCCCAUCAAACGGCCCUCGCUAAACGAACGCACGUCCUCUACCCAUUCACUGAGUUCCUCAGGCAGACAGGCCACCACCACCACCCACAAAGUCCACCGACCUCAUGUCGUCAACCGCCAUUCAAGAAAUGUCUCUCACGGAAAAGGACUUAGCAAACUAGGCAAAGUCCAAUCUACAGCCAGCAUCACUUCCGACUAUCAAUCUCAUCAUCAGCGGAAAAAGUCAGGUGGCACCUCGCCCUCGCACAGCCCAAAAACGCCUCUAGUCAAACGGAACAGCUCCCAUGUUGCCUUGGUCAAGAAUACCUCGUACGGGAACCUGCGCAAGAAUCAAUCCGCCAAUGCGUUGCCGCGGAAUGUCUCUCAUGGGGCUCUAAAGAAGGUUGGACUGACUCCAGUAAUAAAGAAAAAGAGCAAGGGAGAUAAAGAUGGUGUGUUCCAACUUGGAGAUCGGUCUUCAGAUGACGAAGAGGAGGGUGAAUGGGAGGAUUCAACCACGCAAUCGCCCGAACUCACGCGCAAUAAUUCGAAGACUUCCACACCUGCGCGGGCACAUACUCCGAAUGAUGAGACAGCUCCUCGAAACCCUCCAGGUGCAGACAUCAGCCGUCCCGAAAAGGGCUCCUCACCUCCCCAAGCCUCUUUGAAGACCAAGAAUCGGUCAGCACCGAAUCUGAAGAAUGAGCCGGUCGUGUCGCAGCUACAGAACACACCCGAUCCGCUACUUCUUCAACAGUAUCCACGUUCGUCUCGUGCCCCUCCAGCAAUGUCGACGGUUUCUGCUCACGUUGGACCGAGCCAAUUGGUGCGCAACGACUCGUCCAGAUCCUUCACCCACAUCUCUCAUGCCGACGCUACGUCGUCAACAACCAACGCCGGUCACAGUGGUCUUACUCCUACCUCCGGAAAACGCACACCUGCGUCGACCGGCCUGUCUGGGCCUGUUCUGGUGUCCUCGUCGGUAGAAGGUGGUGUCUCACACUUCCUGCCUACAGAUACCCCAGUUGGCUCUGUUCGUCACAUUGCAGACGACUCGGAUGAAGACUCGCCAUCGAAUUUCCUCUCCAACUACAAGCCGCAAGCGUCGGAAUCUCCGGAGAAGACCAAGACUCUCCAUAAGGCACGGAUUUCUCAGAAUCCGUCUAGAACGCAACAGAAGCUAGAGCUUCAGAGAAGGGAAAUCAUGAGAGCGGGAGCUGCGACACCCACAACUCCUCCCCCUGCUGGGAUGGGACUCCCUCUCGGUUCUGCCACGGCGUUACAUGGGCGUGCGGGGUCCCGAAACAGGACUCGAUCUCUGGCCGGGGAGAUGAAAGCUGCAAAGCAGGAUUAUGAAAGUGCCAUCAAACAGUUGAUGGUGGUCAGGAGGUUCCGGAGUCCACUAAUUGAAAGCAUGAACCGACUCAAGGAGCAUAAUUCUCUGCCACAAGACAUAGGCUCCGUGACUGCGAGUGGCGCAAUUCCCAAGAGCAGACCCCAGAGCCGGCGUGGACCCAGCAUCACCAGUGUGAACGGGCAUGCGAAGACAGGGGUCAGCCGCAGUUUCGACGACACAAAGCCGUCGCCAGGGAUGUCACGCUCUAACAGCACCCGCCACGGGGGUCGAGUCCAUUUCCAGCGGCAGAGUAGCCAUGACGAUAUCGAGGUGACACCGUCACAGGGGAACGGCGAUGGUGCACAGGACGAUGAGCAUUUCGGGCUUUCACCAGAAGAGGCAUUAAUACGGCGCAUUUGGGAUAGCCGGGAAGUGUAUGAUGCUGGGGAUCCUGGAUCGGCUUGA
This is a messenger RNA of Fonsecaea nubica, 1800 nucleotides long. RefSeq lists its product as hypothetical. Gene Ontology annotation, cellular component: fungal-type vacuole membrane; TORC1 complex. The transcript has a single exon. The record is from RefSeq and is a predicted model, not a curated record. NCBI's taxonomy places the organism in Eukaryota, Fungi, Ascomycota, Eurotiomycetes, Chaetothyriales, Herpotrichiellaceae. The coding region runs from base 1 to 1800 and encodes 599 amino acids.